Messenger RNA from Cinara cedri, 19052 nucleotides. Lineage: Eukaryota; Metazoa; Arthropoda; Insecta; Hemiptera; Aphididae. The record is from the annotation of a GenBank genome assembly.
CUUUGGAUUCAAAUUUAAAAGAAAAUGGCGGUAAGUUUUAAAUAUAUUAUUUUACUUAAGUAGGUAUUUAUAAUGCGUAAAUACUUCAAUUAUUUAAUAGGCAUCAUUAAUUAAUUAAUUAAUUAUUGAAUCAACCAAAUUAAAUAUUUAUAAUCUAGUAAUAUUUAAUACAAUAUUCUCUAAAAUACCUACUAAUAUGGUUAAUUAAAAUUAAUCUUUAUUUAAUUUUAAAAUAUCUCUCAUGAUUAAUAUCAAGUUAUAUUAGUUCAUGAGUGCAUCAAAUGGUUAUAUUUUAUAAAAUUAGAAAUUUAAAUUGAUAUUUAUGCAAGUAUCUACCAAGAACAAUUGUCUGUGUUUUUCUUUAAAACUAUUUUAUAAAGUAAAUCUUUGUUAAAUAUAACAUAAAAUAUGUAAGUAUUAUACAAAAUAUAUCAGUAACUUCUUAUUUUAGUCUAAUAAUUUAAAAAGAUAGGUAUUCUUUUAUUCUAUCAUAUAAUUAAAUAGAGCUUUGAUGUUAAAUUGUAUCUUCAAUAUAAUAUGGAAACUUUAAUGAAUUGAUUGGUUUGUGAUUUAAUAAUGCAAAGUUAAUCUAAUGUACUAAACAUAUACUCAUCUCAUUAUCCAUGUAGCAUUUAUAACCUAUAUAACCGUAUAGGUUGUAUAAGAAAACAAAAUACCCAUAAUAGCAGGUCAGUAGUCGUACAUAAAGGAUGGAAAACACUACUCAUUGUACUAAUUGAAUAUUCAUGUACAUAUUUUGCAUUGAAAUUAAUUUGACUCAAAAAUAGACCUCACUACUAUAUACUUGAUAUUUGAAUAUUUUAAAUAUUACAAAAUAAUAUUUAGGUAAAUACUAGGAUAGGUAAUUAUUUUUUUUGUUAAGGAAUAAAAUUUGAAUUAUUAUUUGGGUUUGACUUAUUAAUAAUUCCCAUGCAUAUUAUUAUUAACAAAUAUCUUAAAAUAACACUACCCAAAUACAGAUAUUUUAUUUAAUCAUAUGAAUUAACUAAUAUAAAAUAAUUCACUAAAUAUAUUUGAGAUCAAAUGUAAAAUACUAGCUUGAAGUAUUUUGAUGAUACCAAUUAACAAUGUUAUACAAUUAUAACUUAAUUUACUAUUACCUACUUUAUUUGCAAAAUAAUCAAGUUAUAGAUUUACUUUCACAUUUAGAAGUAUACUUAAAUUAAGUUUUUUUUUCAAAUAUAAUAUUAAUAUAAAUUAACAUACACCAUAUUAUAAUCUUUAAUGUUACCGUAAAUUAGGACAUAGAUUUAUUUGAAAAGAUAAAUAAAAAAAUAAAUACUAAUAAUAAUAAUAAUGUGUAAAAAUGAUCAGUAUUAAUUAAUACUAUUGUAAUACUUUUUUUAAAAUUGUAUUAAAACAUAAUAACUUUAAUGAAAACCUACCUAUACAUAAUUAACGUGUAAUACCUACGUACAAAUUAAAUUAAAUAGAGCUGGUAAAUAUAAGCUAAUUGUUCAAAUUGGGUAUACUGUAUAAAUCAUUUAAUUUCUAAAACUAUUAUAAUCUAUUCUAUCUAAAACUAAUCUAAUUAAAAUUGAGGCCUAAUAAGUACACUAAUUCAAACUUGAUAAAUAAUCAUAUUUUAUAUUUGUAUUCUUACAUCAUUUCUUCGGAUUCCUGUGUACACCUUGUAUAAUUCUGGUGUAAAUAUAUAAUCGGUAAACAUUUUUGGGAUACUUUUUAUUUCAAUACAAAAUUAUAAUACUAAUGAUUUUUAAAGCAAUAAACCAAGUACAUGGUGAAAGUUAUUGUGAAAAUGAAAAACAAUCAAAACUGGUAUAAACAGCGAACACGUUAAGCAGGAUUUUAAAUAAAACCUUUUAAAAACAAAUUUAUAUCAUGAUAAUGAAAUAAAAUAAAAAAAAAAUGUAUGUCAGUAUCACAGAAAAAGUAGUCAGCACCUUGUAGUUUGUACGUCAAAUACUGAAAUACCGGUCAUAUUGCUUUUAUCUGCUUUUCAUUGGUCAAUACAUGCUAUGAAUUAUGAUAAAAUAUACCUCAUACUCUGGGUUGCAUGAAAACAGUUCAGUAAACUGUUGACAGGAUAAAGUUAUUGGUUCUGUAUAAUUCAAGUUAUUGAACGAAUUGCGUUGCAUGAAAAUAUUGUAAAAUUUUAUAUUAUUGAGGUUAAACCUGGAAAAUGGUAUAAAAUUUUACCUAGUUUCCGGUUGCUUAUACAUAUAACUCUUAUCAAAGAUUAUGAAUUGUGAAUAAUUGUGAUGUUAUUGUGAUUUGUACUAAAUUAUUUUCACUGAAUAAUUAUUAAUUAGUGUUUAAUAAUUUAUUACAAUUAUUUGUCUAUAUAAAUUAUACGGAAGUCGAAUUAAAUUUUUUUGUGUUCAGUUUGUUAAGUUCUUAAAGUUUACAGCUUAAAGUUUUGCUAUAGACGUUAACGAAGAUAAAAAAAGAGGCAAAAACUUCUCGGAGAGUGAAAAAUCUUUUAUAGUUGAUCUCGUAUUACCUUUUAAAAAUAUAAUUGAAAACAUCAAAGUUAAUUAUAGAAUUGAAGUUUUGAAUUUUGUAUUUAAAUUUUUAGGUGUUAUAUACACUGAUACUGAUGCAGACCAGUACAUAAUAACAACUGACGCAGAUUUGAUCUAUCUCUAAAUAGUCUUGGUCUAGGUAGACGAAUUAAAAUUUCCAUAAUCAUAUUUUGAUCAGUAUCAUCAGAUGAAGACGAAGACAAAGAUGACAAUGACAUUAUUGUUAAAAUAAAUUAUAUCCAAGUUAAAAGCAUGGAUUAAGAUGAAGACAUUAAUUAAAUAUCAUUAAAAAAAUAAUAAAUUUAAAAUGCAUAAUCACAUUUGUUUUUAUGUGAUAACCAAAAUAUUGUAUAUUUUGAUGAUAAGACAAAUAAACCAAGCUGUAAAUUUUACAGAACAAAAAUCUGACCAAUAACUUAUCGGUUUGAUAACAAUUUUUGAUAAAAAUGAUUAAUUUUACUUACUGAACGGUUUUUAAUUUUACAGAACCGAUAAUGCGUUAUCUGUUCUGUAUAGUUCCAUGCAACCCAGAGAUAGUCUUCAUACUAAUAGACGAGCAAGGCACGUCUAUGUGUUAUUCCACGGUCAAACAUAGAGGGCGCUUUUUAGUGAUCCAGUGACUAAUAUACGAUAAAAAAACCGUAUUUUAAUUACGCUAUUUUAUCCAAUAUAUCAUAAUAAAUAAUUAUACCUUACAAAUUAUAGAUUAAUUCCGUUUUUAGUAAUUAUCAACAAUAUCUUAAAUUAUUUUGAACAAUUAGAAUGGAUUAUAAUUUAUGUAAUCUUUUCUAAUAACCGGAACAGAUCUCAUACAAGCAUAAACAUAUUAGUUAAUAUGUCCAUGGUUAAUAUAGAUCUUAUCAAAAAUGUAAAUCCAUUAAAAAAAAUCGUAACAAGUUUGAAAACAUACAAAUUUUAUUACAGAUCUCAAAACUUUCAUUCAUUCUUGAUAAAAUGCAAUAUGAUUAUUUCCUACUUCCGAGAUAUAUAAAAAUGUUCACAAAUUCUUUCAUUGCCGGACAAUAUUUAAUGUUAACACAAGGUUUAUAGAUAAUACUAUCAGUAUCAGUACUAUCAGUAUUAUCUAUAAACCUUGGUACUAUACAUUCUCUAUGGUACUUAAUAAUCUUAUCUACUAUGGUAUGAUCCAUGGGUAUAAUUGAACAGCUUAUAUAAAAAUAUAUAUUUAGGCUCUAUAGGUUUAGUGAUGAUAAAAGUAAUUUUACUAUCUAUGGCUAUAGUAUAAUAAAUACAUAGGUAUACAAAAAUUUCUUUUGAAGGACAUAAAGUAUAAAAACUUGCCAAAUUUUAUAUUAGAAUUUUUCCGAAUACAGUGUUAAUUUAUUUGUUAUAUUCCUAUAUUCCUUUUAACAUAUUCCUAUGUUCUUACGGUUUUUAAGAACUGGGCAUUUUUGUCUAUAAAAAAAUUUUUUAUAUAGAAUUUGAUAAUAAACUUUGAAAGAAAUUAACUAUAGGAUUGGGAUGUUUGUGCACUAAAAACAAAUAAAUAUAAUAUGAUAUAUACUUUAUGCACUAAAAAUAAUUUUAUAGGCAUGGAAAAUUUAGCAAAAUAUGCAUUACAAUAAAAUAUAUCUACCUAUCUAUAGUACCUAUUUAAAAUAAAAAUGGGUAAUCCAGCUCAGACUCAGAUUCAGUUAAUAAAAUGUAAAUGCAUAAUUUUAAUUUUUGUAUUUUGUACCGGAAGCUGUUAAAUAUGUGUUUAAAUACAGAGAUAAAAUUUAAAUUAUGCACUCGGAUAUAAAUUAAAAUCGGAAUAACUAUGUGCAAAUAAAAUGUACCUCGCCAUAUGUUUAAAUACAUCAUGAAUCAAAUUUCUAUUAAAAAAUCAAUUCUAAUAACACAAUUAUUUUAAAAAAAAAAUAAUACGCAAAAUUAUAAAAAUCUCAACUAAUAACCUUUUCUUAUUCUUACCUAUCCAAUAAUAUAUAGACUGUACAAAUUAUAUGUUAAAGUAGUGGAGAAAAUUAAGAUUAAUAAGAGCUCCAUAAUAAGUUAUUAAUCUUAAUUUUGCCGGGUUAGGAAAAACGGACGUGUUAAUAUCAAUAAAGUUGUCAGCACGUUUUAUGAUAUAAAAAAUAAAAUAUAUGGAAUUUUGCCAGCCCAAAAUAUGGUUAUUGUAGGUCACGCUAUUCUAACUAUUUCCAGAUUUCCAUUUAAAAUCUGCUUGGUUGUUGGUAAACAUAAUAAUUAAUAAUAUUCAGAAUAUUAAUAUUUCAAUUAGAAAAAAAUAGUUAAAAGAUAAUAUUUCAAAAAUUUACGUACUUAUCUAUUUAGGAGGUCAGUUAUUGAUUUUUCUUAUAAUUUUCUUAAUAAUUGGAGAAAAAAUUGAAAAUACGGAAAAAUUAAGCAAUAUAUUAUAUAUUAUAAAGUUAUAACUAGGUAUUUUUUAUUGUUUUCGAUUUUUAGAUUCCGAGCGUAGCGACGGAACUAUUGAUUUUACUAAGAUGUUUAUUUUUUUUUAGUUUGUGAACACGUUUUUUCGUAGUAAACUCCGAUUUUUACGUGUAGCAACUUUUCUGAAAGCUCAAAUUGUCUAGAUGGUACUUUAAUAAGAUCAUUAGAUUUUUGACGCCAUUUUUUAAAUAAAACACUUAGAUGGGAAAAAACUUAGGAAAACGUACAAUUUCUAUCAGAAAAAAAUGAUCUAAUUGAAAAAUCACAAUAUAUAUUUUUUGUAUACUUUUUUACGGUAUCAUCGCCAAAACUUUUGAGUUUUUAAGAAAUUUUAAUUUUUGGGUAGUUUUUUACUGUAAUUCGGUUAUAAAUACUAGUAGAGACUUGAAACUUGGUAAUAAUACUUAUAUUGGACCUACCUAGACGUGGUAAAAUGUCCAAAAUCAUCGGAUAAUGUUUUUUUUUUUAAUAAGCGUUUUGAAAUCAAAUUUAAACGAAAAUCGCAAAAAAAAAAAAAAUUACGGCACUUCUAAUUAUGUAUUACCUCACUGCGCUCGGAAUCGUCUUUUGUCAAGCAAUGAUUUAUUGUUGGUUUUACUAAAAGGUUUAUUAUAAAUUGUAAGUUGGUACACGGUGGUCUAAAAAACAAGUUAAAAGUAUUGUAAUUAUUUUUAAUUUUUAAUAACUAUUCAAAGUUCAAAUUUUAAAGAAAAUUUGUUAUACAAAUUACGUACCUACCUCACGUACUCAAAUUUUCCUAUUUAUGUCGAUAAAAAACGUUUAUAGUGCUCUAAAAAUAUGCACAAAAAUUUGAGAUGAUAAAACCACGGACAAUUUAAUUUAUUUUAUGGCUAGUUGCACAUUAAUAUAAUUUUCAAUUUAAUUAGUUUAUCAAAAUAUAAUUAACCGAAUGCGCUUAAAAUUUUUUCUCGUUAGCUAUGAUUCAUCGUUGUGUACAGGUGUGUAAAUGAUUACAUUACACCCUGUAUGUCUACCUUUCUAACUUUCCACCUACAAAAUAGUGGCCAAUGGCUUACCCAUGAGCAGUAUACUGACAUUUUAAAAAUAUUAUUGUUAUAAUGUUCAUUAGUUAUUCGAAUUGUAAAUGUUUGUAUUAUUUAAUUUUAACUAUUAACCAUAAAGUGGAGGGGUCAAGGGAAAGAUAAGAGGUAUAAUUCUGUUCUCCGAUGUUAACAUUUGUGUAGACUGUAGAUCAGGAGUAGUUAAAUUCUUUUUGGUAGAGAUCUACUAAGAAUAUAAUUUUCCUUUGAGGAUCGACUUCCUAACAAAAAUGUAUAGUUAUAAAUUAAUAAUAGGUAUUAAUAAUAAACAUAGAUAUACAAAUAAUAAAACUUAAAUGUAUAGUUAAAUAAUGUUUUUAUCACACUACUAUUAUUAAGACUAAUAAUAUAGUAUUAUUGUAAACCCAAUUGCUAGAAUGAACUAUGUUGAAUUGUAUUACUUGGUAAAUUUACAGCAAAAUAAAAAUAAUAUAUUAAGAUUCUUAAUAUUUAAGAUAAAAGUGCUCAGUAAUUGUUAUUUACUAAUUACAUGAAAAUAAAUUCUAACUAAAUGGAGAUCUAAAUUUAAAUCAACUGUGAUCUACCGGUCGAUCGUUUGGUCACCCCUGUUGUAGAUAGUCUCCAACCGGAGAGCUAUUAUUACGUCCCUGUUUGUUAGAAACGCGUAAAAAUUAGAAAAGUUUUCAACGGAAUCGAAUUUACACUGCAACAAAUAUAAUUUCAUAUGGAUCAAGUCAUUGAUAUUGUCAGGGUAUGUGUACGGAAAAACUGUCUGUCGAUGCGGAAAUGUGAAAAUCCUGCGUACCGACGUUGAUAGGUUACAGUUUGUAUGAAUUCCGGCAUUAAAAUAUAUUUCCCCCUACAUAAAAACGUCUCAGAUAUUUUACGGGCCGUUUUUAUACACGCCGUUCACUUUGGCAAUAUUUCGUUCUUUAAUUAAAUAUACGCGGCGGAACGGCGGCAUUAUCCCUGCGCGGCUGAACGGCAGAUCGGAGGACGAGCGGACAGCUGCUGCUGCUCGGCGGGACGUGAACUGCGCACUAUCCAACGCGUCCGCGCGCGCGUGCGCGCCCGCGGGGGAGGGAGGAGGGUGGUUUACUCGAAAUAAAGAACACUUAUCACGUGGUGUGUGUGUUUCUUUAUUCGCGACGCGUGUCGCUGUAACCAAACGAUAAGAAUACGGAAUUUACGUUUAACCUCGAUACAAGAUAACUCGCUCAAUUUGCCAGCGAAGUUUUACGGCCUAUGCUCGUUAUUCGCAACCGACACGUCUAACAAAACCGCCCCUGAAUGUAAUAUUAUAAUAUGUCCGUGUCCGUAUUUACAGGCACAACUAAUUUAAUCAGACGGGUUCGCUCGACUUUGUUAGUUGACGAACAGCGAGAAAAUUCGUCCAAUAUAAUCCGGCCUUUUGGGAUGAAAAAUCCGCGAGAUCGUAAAACAUUGCAGACCGCUCCAGCACGAUAUUUCUCACAUAUCCGCAUGGGAAACGCCGACUACAAUGUAGUAAAUCCCUGCCAGUACCGGGAGGGGGGACCAUCAUAACGUGUAACCGAUUAUACUCAGGCGUGUCUCGUGUUGUACAAUAAUUCAUUAUUCGAGUUUUCUCACCGGGUUUCUCGAACGAUAAUAGUAAUCGAAGGAUCCUGGGAAACGGGUCGCGAUAUUUUGACGGUGCCGGUCGAAAACACGUACUCCCGAACGUAAUAAUUUCUCGGCGUUCGCCUAUUGCUCUGCUCUGCCCGCCUACCGGCGGCCCACAGAAGCACAGACGAACUCACGGUCCGCAGUCGACACACGCACGUCGUCGCGUACGUUCGUAUUUACUGCGUUGUCUUUUGGGUUCGUCUGCACGCGAUACACAAUUUUUAUAUCUUUUUUUUUUUUUUACUGUACCCACGACUAUAUUAUAAUCUCCGCCGUAUUUAACACGGAACAAAAUACAGGUAAUCCAUCUAGACCGUUUAUUUUUCAAUAAUCUACAUUAAUAUCAAUAUUUAUUAUUGCACAUCUAUUUCGCCAUUCGAGGGACACGACGGCGGUGCAGUAAUAAUUGCUAUUAUUUAUUUGUUCGUGUAAUUACCAUGUCGCUUGUAGAAGUAUUUUAGCUUUAUUCACGUAAUUGUUUUAUUCUGGUGCACCGUAUAAUUUCCGAUACGUCUUAUAACGGUACUUAUACAUUUUUUUUUUUGACUACCUACUGUCAAAUGCUGUUUGAAAAGGUUUCAGGGUCCUUGAAUAAAAUUAGUUUUGGCUGUUGUUAAGUAGGUAGGUAGGACACAUUAAAUAAAUAAGACGUCAUAACAUAAACAUGCAAUCGUUCAAUUUAAUAAUAAUAAAAAUAACUGUUAUUGCAAUUUACAAAUACAAACCUCAUAAAUUGUUUAGGUAUUAUCAAUGACUAAACUACACUUAGUAUACAUUUAUUUUUAAAAAUGACUUACAAAUUAAUCCAUUAUAUUAUAAACACUUAUGAAAAUUAUUACCUACCCACGAAUGCAGUUUUUUAGUAUUAUUAUAUUUUUAAAUUUAAGGUCAUAGUUAUUAAUUUAAUUGUUAUCAAAACUGAAUGUGUACUGUAUACUUAGUAUGAAAAUUCCUUAGUCCCUUAUUAUAUACCUAUAUAUAUAUAUUUGUUUUUAGUAUUAGUAUUGUAGUAUUGCUGGUUUGAGCUGGAUACUGAAGAAAACUCAGUGGAUUCCAAUAUAUUUUAUUUUUUGAACCAAUGUAAAUAUUAAGUACCCUUGGGCAACUUUAAAUUAUAAAUACUUAACUCUGGCCGGUUAUUCUUCACAAUUUAGCACUGCUUAUACACAUAGUAUAUUUUACUUGCAUUUCAUAAUAUAAAUACAAUAUUUCAUAUACAUCUUAUAGAAAUAUUUCGAAUAUAGUAAAUAAAAACAGCUAGUGUACCUGUGUACUGUGAUUGAAUGUUACACAAUGGUACUACAUAUUCGUCUUAUUUGUUUCACUAUCAUAUAAACUUGUAGAUACUAUUAUUUAAAAUUUUAAAGCAAUGACGAAUCAAUUUAAAAGUGUGUUAUGAGUAGAUAUAUUGUAAAUAAUGCCUAAGUACAGUUUAUUUAUCAUUUACCUAUUUGACUAUUUUUUAAAUUAUAGAUACUGGGAAAAUAUAUAAAUUAUUUUCAAAAUGCAUUUGUGUAUAUUUAAUCUACAUAAGGUAUUAUGAACCUUAACUUCCUCUUAAACUGUUUUCUUCCGAGGGAACAAACUAAUACCUUUUGCAUUAAUUAUAUCUAAAAUAUAUGUUAUGGUUAUCUGAUAAAUAUUUAGAAUUUAAAAAUAAUAGUAAAAUCUAAAAAGAUUAGAUAAACUAUUUAUUUAUUCUAAAAAUCUAUCUUUUCCUAUUAAUUCAAAGUUUGAAAACUUUAAGAACCAAAAAUAAAGUAGGUAGUACUAAAUGUGUAUGUUUUUUUGUUUAGAUUUUAAAUUCUUAAUCAAAUUUUCUAUUACUUUAUAGUAUAACAAAUGUUUUUAGUCUAUGCCUUUGUUUAAUAAUAAUAGAUAAAAUUCCAAAUGGAUAACCUUAUUACUUUUUUCUAAUUCAAUUUUUGUUUUUUCCAGCAGUUUCAUAAUGGACUUGGAAUUUGAUUCUCCUACGACAUUAAUUGAAGAUGUUACUUUACCUUCAUUGUUGACUAGUUUUAGUACUUCAACUACAAGUUCAAUAGAGUUUUCAUCAUCUGAAUCAGAAUCUGAAACUACUCGACUAUUGCCCAUUGUAAAACAAAAUUCAGACAAAUAUGUAUAUAAAAGCCCAAUCAAAUCAUUUUCCUUAAUAGAUUUAACGGCAAUAAAAUCGUUUAAACCUCUUAUACGUGAAGACUCAGCUAUAUAUUCUACAGAGACAUUAACAAGUGCCAUGACUACUAGAACAGACUCCGGUAUUCACCAUUCCAAUAGUUGUCUAAACUCUAUAGAUAAAAAUAAAAAAAAGUAUGCACAUGUUGAAAGUAAAGUCAAACAAUAUAUCAAGGAUAUUAAAGAUAAUGAAGCUAAAAGUAAAGCCAUAAGACAUAAUUCACAACCUUCAUUAAAAAAACAGCAAGUAAAUAAAUCAGUUAAUGAUAUUAUUAAAACUGAGGGUGAUGAAAUUAUAAAUUUAAAAAAUAAUUUGAAAAAAUUAGAAAUUCAAUUAUUGGAAAAAAAUAGACUUAUAGAACAACUUCAGUACAAUUAUAAAUUAAUGGAAAAUAAGUAUAAUUCUGCAACAAAUAUUAUUUUGAAAUUAGCAAAACCUAGUAGAGAUGUGUUGAAAUUUACUGAAAAUGAAUUAAUUGAAUCAUUAUCACCUGGCCAUAGUAUACCACCUCCUAAAGAAGUUUGGGGACAUGGGUAUAAAUUAAAAAAUUCCAAUACAUUAUCAGCAAUAAGGAAAGAUAACUCAAAAUUAGAGAAGGAAAAUGCUCUCAGGGUUAGAAAAGUGAAAUCUGGAGGUGACUUAAUAAAUUAUUCCAACAUUGAUGGUUACAAGACAUUGAGAGAUUCAAGAUCUGCUAUACAAAAGGUAAAUUAUUAUCAAUAUACAUAUACAUAUAUUUAUACAUAGAGAGAAAUAAUAUUAUUAAACAUUAAAAAAAAAAAAUAAGAAUGUAUAAAAUUGUAGAACAUAUAAUUAUAUAUAUAAACAUAAAAGUAUGAUACUACUUUAUGGUAAAUUUAUUUUUGAAAAUAUUUGAGAGUAUUCAGCUAAAAUUAUCAAAAUAUGUUAGUUGGGUAUACCUACAACUUGCAUACCUUUAUAGUGUAUGCAUUUAUUGAGUACAUACAUUUUUAUUCACAUUAUUAUUUACUUUUAUUAACUUACAUUAAUUUAAAUUUAUGGAGUGAUAUUACUUAAAACUGUAAUAAUAAAGUGAUAAAUGUAGAUAAGAUGUAAUAGGCCAGGCAAUAAUAAUUUAUGGAAAAAGAUUUCAAAAUAAGUUGAAUAAAAAUGAUGUAAUAACGGUUAAAGCGGUUGGUUGUAUCCAUGGGAAGUAUAGUGUUGCGGCAAUGAUGCAGCCAAAAUGGAAAUAAAAAGGAAAUAGUCUCUUAUGGUGUAGGAGGGAACUCAUAGAAACUUAAGAAAGCCAAGGGAGGAGUGAAUAGUAGAGAAUGGAAUUAUUCAAUUGAAGUUAGUAAAAAAAUUAGAUUUUGACUGGUGUUUCUUGAAAAUUGUUUUGAUUAAUAAUAGAUUAUCUUUAUUAGUUUAUUAUACUUACAUAUUUACAUAUAAGUAGAACUUGAAAUACAAUACUAUGAAACAAUUUAAAUAAUUAAAUUACCUUUUAUUAUACAUUUUUUUUUUUUUUUGUGAGAAAGAGAGGAAAAUAUAAUUAAUUAUUAUAGUAGAUAAAUAUGAUGUCACGUUUCAUAAAUAUUACCAUUUUUUGUUUUGUUCAUAGUUUAUUCUCAUUAUUAGGAAAAGUAACUAAAAACUAUAAAUACAAUACCUAGCUGUUAUUGUAUUUUUUUCAUCUGUGAGCUGUCAUCAGCAGUGUAUUUCCGUUUUGCUGUUUUUUAUAGAUAAAAUAGAGAGUGACGAUUUUGUUAUGUCAACAUUGUUGUAGCCAAAAAAUUAUUAUUUUUAAUAUGGUAAUGUUGUCUUAUAAUGUUUUUUUUUUUUAUUUUAAAAUUGAAAACGUAUCUGCUGUAAUGAUAAUUACUUUAGAAAAUUUACUAUCGAUUUUAAUAUAAAUAUGAAUAAUGUUUAUUUACAUAAUACAAAUUAUAUGUAUUUGGGUUUAUUGUCUAUAUCAUAGAUAUAUACUUGUAAAUAAUCUGUCCAAUUUUGGUGUUAUGUCUUAUUAUAGGUAAUUAUGUUAUCUAGUGGUUUUGAGUUGCCAAUUACGCAACUUAUUUUUAUUUAUACCAACGAACAAACGAAGUACUAAAUAUUGCAGCCGUCAGUCAGUUAUAGGUAUAGGUGCUCGAUAUCAUGAUAGAUGAUUUCUAAUGCCAUAUUAAGUAAUAGAAAAACGUCAAUUUCAAGGUCACGACCAAAAGCCUAAUGUCAUAUAUUUGUACUCCAGUAAUAUAUAAAUAUUUGUGUAAUAUCGAGUGCGUUUUAAAAUUUAAAAACAAAUAUGAAAUAAUCGCCGUUAUUUUAAGUUAUUAUACUUUAUAUUUUAUUUUAACAACUUAACAGGUCCCUUAACCAUCAUUACUGACUAUGCUUUAAUGUGUAUUAUUGUACCUUCUUACAUAUAUUUUUACUAUUUUCAGGAAUAUUCGAGAAAACUAAUUAAGCAAAGAUAGUAUUAUAUAUUGUAUAUUGAUAUUAUAUUAGUCGUUAUAACGUUAAAAUAAAACUAUAAUUUUCUUCUUUAAUUGGUUUUAAAAACAAUAAAUAUUAGUGAGGAUAUGUGUGAGACCACGGAUACAAACAAUGUACGAAUUGGGAGGGAAUAUCUAAACGAAUUUUUCAGAAAUUUAAGCGUACCUUUACUCUAUUUGUUUGAAGUGAAAAGCAUUGGGCGCAAUAACGGAUACAAAGAUACCAAUUUUGUUUCAUUUAAAAACUAGCCAUUGACAGAGAAAAUCAUUUUUUAAUAUCUAAAGUAAUUUUCAUAAUACGAGAUAAUUUGGAAAAACAAAAAAAAUACGAAAAAUAUGAUUUAUUCAAAUUAUUACAGUGCAACGAGAUCAUUAUUUAAAUUUUUAAGAUUAUAUUUAUCUACCCGAAAUCUUUGUUCAAAUUUGAAUAAUGGAAUAUUUUAUAAAAGAAAAUGCUUUCUAUUUAGCGAGUAAGGAAGUUAUUUAAUUACUAAAAAUUACAGAAAACUAGGUAAAAACGUAGGAAAUGCGGCAAAUUGUACAGCAUUUGGGUUUUUUUUUUAUUAUUCGGUUAAAAAUUAUUUUAGAGAUCUGUAGUUUUCACAAAAUAUUCAUAAUAUUAGCUUUUUGUAGACGUGAUUAAAUUUUAAAAACAUAGCUAUUUUUAGGCUAGUAGGUUUAAGUAUUUGAUAUAUUCAUGUUUUUAUAUGGUAGAUAUCUAUUAUUAAAAUUAUAUAACUUAAAAGAUAUGCUUAAAUAUUUAACACAGGUACAUUAUAAGUUGUACUAAGUGGUAUAAAUUCAAAUUUUAAAUGAAUGCAUUUUUUUUUUCAUAAGUGUUUUAAGAUCAAAUUUUGAAAAAAAAUCGUAUAUUUUACGGCCUUCUAAAAUAUAUCUUAUCGAGUUGCCCUCCGAAUCGCUUUUUAUUAGCAAUGAUUUAUCGUUGUAUACAGAUACCAUUUAAAUAACUGUAACUUAAAUAAACGUAUCCUCGUACCUUCCCAACUUCCCACCCUUUACAGUAACUGCACCAGGGAUUAAAGUGGCACAAAAUAGCAAAGAGUACUGUGACCCUUAUUUUAUUUUGAGUGUUCCUUGUAGUAUGUCCCCGAAUGUUCCGAAAAUUAAGGAAUUGUCAAGGAAAAGGUUAUUCAUUAAUUUGUCAAACCAAAAAAUGUUUUAUCGCUUUGCCAGAAAAAUUAAAUUCUUUUCUAUAAAAUAAACAAUAUGGUUAUAAUAGGAACAUUUAUUUUAUUUUAUUUAUAUCAUUGUCUAUAAUAACUUUACUGAUGUGUUCACAUAAAAAUUAUAUACAAAUAAGUCAUGUCAGAAAAAUAGAUAAUAGAAACUUUAAUAUUUUUCUGACAACUUCAUUAUAGAAUAAUAUUUUUUAACUCUUACUACAUAUAAAUUUAAAAAAAAAAGGGCUGAUACUGCUAAUUGGCGCGUUGUUGUAUGUGAGAAAUUGGAGAGAUAGGAUACAUAAAUUUAGGUAAUUUAUAUCUGUAAGCAAUGAUAAACCAUCGCUAACGAAAAACAAUUCUGAGCUAUUUUUAUUUAUACAUGAUUUAAUAAUAGGCCGUAAUAUAUAACAAUGUACGAUUUUCAUCGAAAUAUAAUCUUUAACAAAUUUAAAAAAAAAAAAAAAAACCUCUAGGUACUUAUUUUUUUUUUUACCACUAAGUAAAAAUUAUAAUGAACAUCCUAUUGAAAUGUCAACCAACUUUUCUGCCAAACAAUUAUAUUUACCUACUAGUAUAUACUAUCUACCAAAUAAAAAUUACGUUAAAAACUCGCAAAAUUAAAAUUCUAAUAAAUAGCUCAAAACGCGCCAAAAUGUUUUGAAUAUCUUACUACAUCUAGAAAAAGUAAAUAUAAGUUUUCUGUCAAAUUUUCAAGUCUUUACAAAUAUUUUUAACUAAAUAACAAACAAAUUAUAAUAAUAAUGAAACCAUUAUUUCCGUGAACUUUCUCGUUCUUUUUACGUUUUUUUUUUCAGUAUUUCCCAAUUAUUAUAAAAACUUAUUGGAAAAUCAAAAAAUGACUUUUUUAAUACAUCAACUAGAUCCGAAAUUUAACAAAAAAAGUUAUCUUGUAAUUUUUUGAUUGGAACAAGUUUCUUUUCGAAAAGUUGUUUUCAAACAGAAAAAAAACCUUCACAUCUAAAAUAAAAUUUAAAAACGAAAUAUGCAUAGGAACAUACAUAUAUCAUUUUCCUUUUGACUUUCAUUGCACAUAAUCAUUAUCUUAACACCUACGUUUUAUAAAUUCGCAAAAUAAGAACCAUACAAAAUUAUAAAAUAUAUUAUAUACCGAUAGUCUACACUAUACUGUAUAAUAUAAACUAUAGAAUGGGUAUAUAAUUAUUUUUUUCUCGUUUCAUAAAAACUAUAUUUUAUUGCAAUAAUGCAGUAUAAUAAACAUAAGUGAAUAAGUGAUAGUUCAAAAGUCCGCUUACUGACAACACUCCGACAUACCAUAGAAUAUAGAUAAAAUAAUUUAAAUAAUGGUAAUAAUAUUUUUUAUCAAUAAUUAAACUGAAAAAUAUUAUAGGUAUUUAACAAAAUAAUUGUUGAUAAAUCUAAAAUCAAUAAUUUCAAAGAUAUUACUGAAAUAGUUAUUUUGAACGGUUAGUGUAAACGCAGCGUACCCAGUGAACCUUUGAAAAAUGUUUUAAAGAGGACUUUUUUUAAACGCAGUGAGAAGUAGGUAGGGAGACUGAGUCUCUGCGUCCCCAACACUUCUUUUUUUUAAAUUAUUAUUCUUGCAUUAUAUUGAAUGAUGUUUUCGGAUUUUCUUUUAAUCUUUUAUCAUAUUGCAAAUUCUUAAAUAAGUGGGAACUAUACAUUUACACAUUAUUAAUUAUAUCUAUAAUUAACCAAAAGUUUAAAUAAUUAGGUAACUUUAUAUUGUAGUUCAAUAUACCUAGUUAAUUAUUUUAUAAUUUUUCUUACCUGUAGAUUUUUUUUAAUCGUGUAGAAGUACUAUUGUAACUUAAUACAUUUGGCUUUGUGUUAAUUUGGCAGUGUUCCAUAGUUCUUCCUGUCUACUGACUUUUACGAAGAAUGUGUUUAUUUUUAUACAUUAGGGACAGCUUUCGAAAUGCCACGAACUUGUAUAUAAAACAUUUUCUGACAAAUAUACAGUAAAAAACAAGAGUGUACAUUUUGCAUCUGUUAAAACUAAUGAUGUGAACCUGUAAACUAUUUGAAUAUGAUACCGAACCAAACCAAAAAUGACAGUUCCGAGUUUCGAAUUCAAUUUAUUUAUUGUAAAAUUUUAAUAACUUUUUAUACAUGAAUUAUGUCGAAUCGGUGGCGUACUCAGAGGGAGGAUUAGGGGGUUUCAGCAUCUACCUUUGUAUUGGCCGCGUGUUACAAAGAAAAAAAAAAUUGAACUAUACAGUUUAGAAAUAUUAUUGCUAAUAAAAUAAUAUUAAUUAAAUCAUUACAAAUUUGCACUAUUUAUUCAACUAAGUACAUAUAAUUGUACUACAUGACUAGGUAUGUAUUUUAUAAAACAUAUUGUUAAGUCUAUUAUUUUUAGUUUAGUCCCCUCCCGUGGAAAAAUGCUGGGUACUUCACAAAAUCGAAUUAUUGUGUUUUGAUGUAAAUGUGAGAUAAUAAAAUAGAUUAUUUUGUUAUUUUAUUGGCAAUUAAUUAAUUCAAUUGAUCAUUAGUCCAAUCAAUUAUUAUCUACUAAAACCAAAAUUAUAUAUAUAUGUGUGUGUAUAAGGGAUAUAAAACAAGGCGUAGUUGGAAGUUCAAUUAGUAAUCUUUAUUUUAUGUAUACAUGAAAAUUAAAAUAUCUAUAUAAUUAGUUCUAAAUAGGAUUAAAUGUUUUUGAAAAUGUGACCACGUUUAGAAAAGGCAAAUAUAAGUUUUAUGUCAAAAUAUUAAGUCUUUACUUAUAUUUUUAACUGAACUAAAAAAAAAUAAAAAAAAAAAAAAUGAAGAAACCAUUAUUUCCGUCAUAAACUUCCUUCUUUUUCUACGUUUUUCAGAUUUUGCAAAAUUAAGGAAACUGCAUAAAAAAUCAAAAAACGACUUUACCAUUCAUCAAUUAGAUUAAAAAUGCAUCAAAAAAGUAUCUUCUUUAAUUAGAGCAAUAUUUCUUGUAGAAAAAUAUAGCGUAAAAAUAUAAAAUAAUGAAAUAGUUUUAAAUUUUAUUCCGGUAUAUCCUAAUUAUUAUGAAAACAUACAUCUUAGUAAAACCAAUAGAUCCCUUUCUACGCUCCGAAUCUAAAACAUAUUCUAUAUUAAAAGCAACGCUUAGAAUUUAAAAAUGUUAAAAACUGAGCAUUUGGUAUUAAAUCAAAACUUGUCAACCUCCUAAAACUCUUGUUUAAGUUUUAUAAAGUGUAUACUCCUAUAAAUAGAUUAUAGUUAUUUAUAAAUUAAAGGCCUUUAAUUUUAAUUUUUACUUACUAACCAAUUAAUUUGGGUUUUUUUUAAAAUUCAGUUUAUUCCACUAUUAUUUAUAAUCAAUAUAACAUAUAUACAUUUAUAUAUUUACAUGCUCUGAGGUAAUAAAUACAGUUAAAAAAAAAAUCGUUUUACUUCCUUGUUUUUAUACGGUACUUAUUUAACAAUAGACCCAGUGCCCAGAUAUUUUACCCUAAGUUAUUAAUACUUCUGGCAUAGGUAUCUUUAUAAACAUAAUAGAAAUAAUAUGUGUCUAUCAUUGUACGUGUUUUUAAAACCAUCUGGUUGCCGGCGGAACAGGAAACGGAUGAAGUCUCUACAUCCCCUUUAGUUCGCAUGAGUAAAAUCUCAUUCGAAAACCGAACUAUUUUUAUUCGAAGCUACCAUACUUUUGCACAAUAGUCCCGAUUAUCUCUAUAUACAGUAACAUCUUAAUUUAUUUUUCGAACAAAUAUUAAAAACGUUGAAGGAAAAUGUUCCAUUUCAUUUGUAUUGAUGACCCUCAUAUUAAUUAGCGGGAAAAAAAACCUAAACAGUGAUAUUUUAUAAAAUCUUAAUAUAUGGUAUUGUAAAGUGAAUUUGUUGAACAUCAGUUACUAUUAUAGUAUAUUAUCAGAAGGUACCUACAAUGAAAAUUACAUUGCUAAUCUAAUUAUUCAAAUUUGAUUUCCAUGUUUCACAUUAAAAUAAUACACAUUUUCUCUUCUUUUUUUUUUUUUUUUUUUUUUUUUUUUUUUUUUUUUAUUAUUAUUUGAUCCCAAAUAAAAUAAUGUUCAAAUUUUUGGAAAUAAAUAAAACUUGGUAAAUAUGUGUUUUAGGUAAAAAUGUGGCAAGAAUCAUUGGCAAGUACUGAUGUUUCUGAAAUGGACACAGAUCAAGAAGUAGAAAUUCAAUCACCACAUUCAUAUUCUAUAUCAUCUAAUGAUUUUUCAUUAAAUUCAUUAGAAAUAAGGCCAAUUAUACGUAAUAAAUACCCAAAUAAACAUGAAUGUCGCAGUGAUUCAUCCGGUUGUGGAAUGUCUUCUACCAGAGUAUCUAAAGAAAACACACUUGUGAGUGGCAUUAAUAUGACAGUUGAUAAACAAUACUCUACUUUGCAUUGUGGCUAUGAAAUGAUGAAACUACCUUCCUCUACACCCAUACAAAAUAUUAGCCAUAAAUUCUGUUCAACCAAAGCUGAAGACACAGUAGUAUCAAAUAAACAGAAUGAUGGAUCACAAAAACGUCAUUCUUCAAAAAAAUGCAAAAGAACGGUAAUUUAUGGUUCUUAUAGUUAAAUUAUUGACUUUAAAUCAUUCACGCAUAUAUUUAUCAUUUGUUAUUACUCAUAUGUUAUAUCUAAUAAAAAACAACUUUAAAUUCUAAUGUAGUUCAUACCAAUCACAUUUUGAUUAUAGAAGUGUAAGAUAGAAGAAAAUCAAUGUCCCAUUGAAGCAGAUGAACUAAUGUGUCAAUUUAAACAAUGUAUUGGUGUCAUAAAUGGAGUUGUCACAAAAAUGGAACAAAGUUUUAUGUCACAAAGAUGAGUACAUUAUUAUUUGUUAUUUAUAUAAAUAGACCUAAUAUAAAUUUUACAUGCUCAUUGAUCGAGUUUCAAAUAUAAAAUCAAUGUAUAUUUUUAUAUUCUAUGAUUAUUGUUGCCAUUAACUUGUUAAAACUAAUUUAAUUUUGUAUUUUACUGUACCAAAUAUAAUAAUUAUAAUGCCAAAGACUAAUAUUUUCUUUAAAUAUUAGUGUGAUGAAUUAUGAUAUAAUAUUGCCCUUAUAAUAUAUUGUAUUCCAUAAAUUGCUUUAUAAAUUUGUAAUAUUUAUUUGUUAAAUUUAUUUUAAAACCAAAUAAAGAGUUUAAAAACUAAAACAAAAAAAACUAAUAUAAAUCUUAUAAUAAGACUAGAACUUAUAUUUAGUAACAUGCUAUUGUUCUUGAAAAUAUAUGCUGUAAUAUGGUUUGUAAAUAACUGUAAUUUUAAAAGUAAAAAUACUUAUAUACUGUAUUUUUUUACAAGUAAAUUUUUAACAAUGAAUUAAUUAAAAUAUGAGUUUACCAAUCUAUAUAAAAAUUAAAAUAAGGAUACUUAUAUAGAAACUCUUCAUUAACAUAUAUAACUUUAUAAUUAAAUUCAUUUAUUUAUGAAUUUUAUUAUUUUUAAAUUUUAGCUUUCUCUGUUUGUUUUUUUUUUUUUAACUACAAUAAGUUUUCUUUGAUUUCUAACAUAUUAAUUAUUAUUAUUAUUAUUUAUUUUUUUUUUUUUGUUAAUUUAUGUUUAAUUUACUCAUAGAUAUUUUAGACUAAAUUAAAUUAUUGUAAUUUUAAGUGCCAUAUUAGUAUCUGUCUAAAGGUGUGUUAAUUGUUAACGACAAGACUGAUUCAAUAUAAAUAAAUACUAAUAAUUGUUGUUUAUUAUUAA